UUGAUGGAGAAUAGAUCUGGAGGGAAUGAGUUCAUCCUUACAGGAUUAACAGAUGUUCCAGAACUUCAGAUACCUCUCUUCAUCAUGUUCACUUUCAUCUAUCUCAUCACCCUGGUAGGAAACCUGGGUAUAGUAGCACUAACUUCCUGGGAUUCUCAUCUCCACACCCCCAUGUACUUCUUCCUCAGUAACCUCUCUCUGGUGGAUUUUGGCUAUUCCUCAGCUGUUACUCCCAAGGUGAUGGCUGGGCUCCUCACAGGGAACAAGAUUAUUUCCUAUAAUGGAUGUGCAGUACAAUUAUUCUUCUUUGCGGUCUUUGCUAGUAGUGAAUGUUUUCUCUUAGCUUCCAUGGCCUAUGAUCGCUAUGCAGCUAUAUGUAAACCCCUACAUUACACCACCAUCAUGACAUCAAAUUUAUGUGCACAUCUGGCUAGGUGUGUCUACAUAUGUGGCAUUGCAACAGCCUCUAUUCUCACAGGAAACACAUUCAGCCUUUCCUUCUGUAGAUCCCAUGUAGUCCAUCACUUUUUCUGUGAUAUCCCCCCACUCUUAGUUAUCUCUUGCUCUGAUAUUCACAUCUUUGAGUCAUUGAUAUUUAUUUUAGGAUUAUUCAAUUCUUGUUUCCCAAUUCUUGUAAUUUUUACUUCUUACUCAUUAAUCUUCAGCACCAUCCUGAAGAUCCGUUCUGCUGAAGGCCGCCAGAAAGCCUUCUCCACCUGUGCUUCCCAUCUCACAGCAGUGUCUAUAUUUUAUGGAACAAUCAUCUUCAUGUACUUUCAGCCCAGCUCAAACCAUUCAAUGGACUCAGACAAAGUUGCAUCAGUGUUCUACACCAUGAUCAUUCCUAUGUUGAACCCUUUGGUCUAUAGUCUUAGGAACAAAGAAAUCAAGAAUGCUUUCAGAAAAGCUAUGAAGGGGAAACAAUAUCAAUAG
This is a messenger RNA of Antechinus flavipes (yellow-footed antechinus), 933 nucleotides long. RefSeq names its product olfactory receptor 5B12-like. Gene Ontology annotation, cellular component: membrane. The transcript has a single exon. Bases 4 to 933 code for a protein of 309 amino acids. Gene Ontology annotation, biological process: sensory perception of smell; G protein-coupled receptor signaling pathway. The record is from RefSeq and is a predicted model, not a curated record. Gene Ontology annotation, molecular function: G protein-coupled receptor activity; olfactory receptor activity; odorant binding. NCBI's taxonomy places the organism in Eukaryota, Metazoa, Chordata, Mammalia, Dasyuromorphia, Dasyuridae.